Molecule: messenger RNA, 1461 nt
Organism: Closterium sp. Naga37s-1
Lineage: Eukaryota; Viridiplantae; Streptophyta; Zygnematophyceae; Desmidiales; Closteriaceae
Source: the annotation of a GenBank genome assembly
AUGCCGUCCGGAGGUUAUUGGGGCUCUGUUGAGUCGACUCAAAAGUCAGCUUGGAGGAGCAGAGCGGAGAGAAGGGGGGCUAUUGAGGAUCUUCCUCCGACCCUCCUCCCCUGCGCCGCUUCUCCUAUCACGAGCUGCAGCAGGCGGCGGGCGGGGUACUUCAACGCGCCGGCCCUGCAGCUGGGGAAGGCAAGGGCCUUAUUCUCUCCCUCUCUUCUCCCUCCCGGCUGCAGCAGCGGGGCAAGGGCCUUCCUCUGGCCCGCCUCCUCCGCGGCGCUUCUCCUACCGCGAGCUGCAGCAGGCAGCAGGGUAUUUCAAUGCGCCCCUGCAGCUGGACAAGGCAAGGGGCCUUCCUCCAACCCUCCUCCUCUGCGUCGCUUCUCCUACCGCGAGCUACAGCAGGCAGCGGGGUAUUUCAACGCAUCCCUGCAGCUGGGAAAGGGCAGCUUUGGAACCGUUUUUCGCGGGCAGGUGGACGAGUGGCUGGGAGAGCUGCCACGUGGCAGCAAGAGAGAGGUGGCGGUGAAGGUGCUUCACACGGAGAGCGUCAAGGCGUUUGACGACUGCCUGGCGGAGAUCCUAGUGCUGGGCGACCUGAGACACCCCAACCUGGUGCAGCUGCUGGGGUACUGCAUGGAGGACAGCCGGGCGAUUCUUGUGUAUGAGCUGGUGGAGAGAGGGGACCUGCACCACUGGCUACAUCCCAACGACCUCUCCCCAGACAGCCCGUGCCUGACAUGGGAGCAGCGCGUGCAGGUGGCAGUGGGCAUGGCGGAGGGCAUGGCAUACCUGCACGGGCAGAACAUCAUCCACCGCGACUUCAAGUCCCACAACGUCAUGCUGGACAGUGAGCUGAGAGCCAAGGUGACGGAUUUUGGCAUGGCGACACGGGGACCAGAUGAGGGCAAGACGCACGUGUCCACUCGCAUCAUGGGCACCCUGGGGUACCUCGACCCUGACUAUAUCGACACAGGCCACCUCACCCCGCUGAGCGAUGUCUUCUCUCUGGGCGUGGUUCUCCUGGAACUGCUCACCGGCCGAUCCCCCGCCACCACCGCCACCCACAACCGCCUCUUCCCCUGGAUCCACAAACAGCUGGCGCGGGGGAGGAAAGGAGGAGGAGACUCAGCAUCAGCAGCAGCGGCAGCAGCAGAAGGUAAUGACGAGCAGCAGCAGCAGCAGCAGCAGCAGCAGGAGGGGAAGAAGGCGGAUGGGUUUCAUAUAAGUCAGGUUGUGGACCCGCGCUUGAAGGGGCAGUUCUCGGCAAGUGCAGCGAAGAGGCUGCAAUGUAGUCAAGAGGAGCCGAGCAAGCGACCUGGCAUGAACCGUGUGGUGGAGAGAUUGAGGGAGAUCGCUGCUGGUGGGGGAGGAGCAAGAGGAGCAGGAGGAGCAGAAGGAGCAGGAGUGCAAGGGGUGGCACGGGGAGGGGUGGCAGUGGCAGGGGUAGGAGUUCAAAUGUAG